This is a messenger RNA of Cryptomeria japonica (Japanese cedar), 3138 nucleotides long. RefSeq names its product COBRA-like protein 10. The coding region runs from base 693 to 2645 and encodes 650 amino acids. Gene Ontology annotation, cellular component: membrane. The record is from RefSeq and is a predicted model, not a curated record. Gene Ontology annotation, biological process: cellulose microfibril organization. NCBI's taxonomy places the organism in Eukaryota, Viridiplantae, Streptophyta, Pinopsida, Cupressales, Cupressaceae. The transcript is spliced from 2 exons.
AAAUUGCAAAAAAAUAAAAACAAAAACGGGCAUAUGUUUGAAAAUUUGUUUGCUUGAUAAAAUAAACAAUGCCCAUGUGCUACACAGCUUUAACAUCCAUUUGAAAUCUUCUAGUGUAGAAAGUAAGCGUCUGGGCGAUCUGGUCUCUAAAAACUGUUUUUUUUCUUUUUUUGAGACCGAGUCUGCCGGCCUACAGCCUAAACUGGGCUGUUUUCUGAACGCGGAGACGGCAUUUCACUAAAUAAAACGCUCUACAAUCUUGCAACAGCACCAGGUGUUAGCUUUUGGAUUCAUUUUGCUCCUUUCACUUCGUUUGCUAGCAGCUAAGAUACCCGUUUCUUUUGUUCUAGCUUUAGAAUCGCUGUGGAGUAAACCCUUUUCACAUUUUUCAAGCUUUUGGAUCCCUGUGGAAUAGACCCAUUUCAUAUUUUCAAGCUUUUAAACCCUCUGGGCGCAUAACCAUUUCAUUUUUAAGACUUCGAAUCCCAUUGGCGCAAACCCAUUUCAAUUUCCUCAGCUUUAGAGUCAAUCUGGGGCAAGAUCGUUUCAUUUUCCAAGAAUCGUUUAGAAAAAUCGAAUAACCGAAAAUCAAAGGAACGAUCAUUUAUGGUGUGGGCGAUUAGGGUUUGAGUCAGACCUUAUGAUUUGGAGGUACUGUUUUGGGAAGUUUGGAUUCUCUUGAGGCCCAAAUCAUGACAUCCGGAGGGGUUAAUAUCAUUUGCCUAGCGUUUUUAGUGUACUUUCUGGUCUGGGUUGAGGCACAGGGAACUGUUUCUAGAGUUACUGUAAAGGAUAAGUGCAAUGGAGUUUAUCUGAAUUACCAGGGUCAGACUCCAAAGAUAACUUAUCCCUUGACUACGAAUCCUAAAGAUCAGCCUUAUGUCUUUAAUUCCACUGCAACUGUGCUAAACACUGGUAAAGAAGAAGUUAAAGGGUGGCAGAUUUAUGUUGGGUUCCAGCAUGGGGAGGUGCUUGUGGGUGUGAGCAAUGCCGUGCUUGAAGAUGGCUCCAGUCUGCCUGCUAAUGUUAGCAAUGGCACUGUUUUGUCAGGGUUCCCACAGACAGAUCUCAAGACUGCUAUUGAGACUGCAGGGGACUUGAACCAGAUUCAGGUGCAGAUUCAAAUGAGUGGUGUUGAAUUUGGGGUUGACGAAAAGCAAAUUCCUAUGCCUUCGCACUUCAAUUUGACUAAUGAGGGGUACACAUGCAAUACCCCCAAUGUUACUGUCGGCCAAAUUGAGCUUUGUUGCCAAAAGGAUCCUAAAUUUGUGCCCAAUGAUACUAUUGAAGAAACCAAAUUCCUUGCUCGCCAGAAAGGAGAUCUUACUAUGACCUAUGAUAUCAUGCAGAGCUUUGAAAGCAAUUAUAAUGCUUUAGUGACAAUUUCAAAUGAUAAUCCCAUUGGGCGUUUGGAUAACUGGAAUUUGUCUUGGGAUUGGCAGUAUGGAGAAUUUAUUUAUGCCAUGAAAGGUGCAGUGGCUCUAGACCAAAGUCUGUCUGACUGUUUAAAUGGUGCAGCUGGAAACUAUUAUCAACAACUAGAUUUAUCUAAUGUCAUGAGCUGUAAGAAGACCCCAACAAUUGCCGAUCUUCCCCCACAGCUGGCUAAUGAUACCAAUGUGGGUAAGAUUAAUUUCUGUUGCAGAAAUGGCACCCUUCUUCCGUCUACCAUGGAUCCUAGCAAGUCUAAAUCUGCAUUCACGCUUCAAGUCUACAAACUUCCUCCAUAUUUGAAUCGAACCCUGUAUAAUCCUCCUAUAAAUUGGAAGAUUCAAGGUGUACUAAAUUCUGACUAUCAAUGCGGGCAGCCAAGGAGAGUAAAUCCAAGUACAUUCCCAGAUCCUAGUGGGACACAAAGGGAAACAUCUGCUAUUGCCACCUGGCAAGUAGUGUGCAACAUCACUAAUAAGAAUGGAAAAAAUAACUGUUGUGUUUCCUUCUCUGCAUUUUACAACGAAUCUGCAAUCCCUUGUCAAACCUGUGCUUGUGGUUGUCCAACCACAAUAAGCCCUACAUGUAGUCGAACAAAAGAUGCCCUUCUUCUCCCUUCCUAUUCUCUUCUUGUCCCAUUUGAAAAUAGGACUAAACCAACUCUUGCAUGGGCUGAACUGAAACACUUUUCUGUACCGCAACCACUACCUUGUGGUGAUUAUUGUGGGGUUAGCAUUAACUGGCACAUCAAUACUGACUUUACCAAAGGAUGGAGUGCAAGAAUUACUGUUUUCAACUGGGAAGACACUAGUUUGGCAGAUUGGUUUACUGCUGUUGAAAUAGAUAAAGCCUUUCUUGGCUAUGAAAAUGUUUAUUCUUUUGAUGGGGGUAAAAUACCAGGUCUGAACAACACCAUAUUCAUGCAAGGGAAAAAGGAUUUUACUUAUUUGAGUGGAGAAUCAAAUGGCACUAAUCCAGCUCGUGAUCCAAGGGUGCCAGGUAAGCAGCAGUCAGUGAUUUCCUUCACUAAGAAGUAUACACCAGGCAUAAACAUCUUAGCUGGUGAUGGAUUCCCUACUAAAGUGUUCUUUAAUGGUGAGGAGUGCUCUCUUCCCCACACCAUUCCUAGUGGAACAGGGCACAUGGUUUCAUGGAGCAUGCCUACACUUUUGCUGACAGUUAUGUUCGUUUUUCUCUUUGAACAGUUUUGGUGAGGUUGAUAAUGAACUUGGCACGGAAUGCCAUUUUCUAGUUUUUCACCAUUGAUUCUUUGAUUCUUUUGAAUGGCAUAAUUGACUAGUCAAUUUGUUAAGGUGGGUCAUCAGGGGAACACAUAACAGAUGAUGAAGGCCAUUUGUCAGCAGGGAAACACAUAACAGAUGAUGGAGGUCAUUUGCUUGGGCUCUGGGAAGGUUGAGUUAAUGACAUGCCUUGAUUUCCUAUCAAAUAGAGGUUGUAAUGGUAGAUAUUAUAUAUUUGAGUACAAUUAUAAAAUGUGGCUGUUGUACAUCUAAAAAAGAACUUAGGGAUGAUAUUCAUGGUUUCCUUGUUUAGAUUGUUUAUGGAAACUACUAUUGCUGUGCCUUGAUAGUAAAAACAUUCCUUAGUCCUGUUUUUCUUUUUCAAAAAGUUUAAAAGGAGCACACUUAAAUACUGUGCUAUCAACUAUGUCAAAGUAAUCAAUGGCUAGGAUUUUAAUUUUGUUCA